This is a messenger RNA of Tachyglossus aculeatus (Australian echidna), 4203 nucleotides long. RefSeq names its product acyl-CoA dehydrogenase family member 11 (gene ACAD11). NCBI's taxonomy places the organism in Eukaryota, Metazoa, Chordata, Mammalia, Monotremata, Tachyglossidae. The coding region runs from base 1 to 3330 and encodes 1109 amino acids. Gene Ontology annotation, molecular function: flavin adenine dinucleotide binding; oxidoreductase activity, acting on the CH-CH group of donors. The record is from RefSeq and is a predicted model, not a curated record. The transcript is spliced from 23 exons. Gene Ontology annotation, cellular component: mitochondrion.
AUGUUGGGGGGCUGCAUGCCACGGCCACGCCACGGCCGUCGCCUCAGAAAAAGAACCUCCCCACAGCCCCCUCACUUCCGGUCAGGCCCCCCUACCGCGUCACUUCCGGCCACAGACGUCCGCCCCCCGCACACGUCACUUCCGGCGCCGCAGGCCCCGCCCCGUCCCCGCCCUUCCGGCCUCCCAUUGGCCGCGGCCCCUCUGGCCCCGCCCUCUACCCCGCCCUGCCGGCCUCCCAUUGGCUCUGGCCCCGCCCUGCCUGCCUCCCAUUGGCUGCGGCCACCGCCCCGUUCCCCACCAUGCCAGCCUCCCACCGGCUCUGGCCCCGCCCCGGUCCCUGCCCUCCCGUUCCCCAUUGGCCGCGGCCCCGCCGGCCCCGCCCUCUUGCCGGCCUCCCAUUGGAUCUGGCCCCGCCCUGCCGGCCUCCCAUUGGCUGCGGCCCCCUCAUCGGCUCCGGCCCCCGCCCCCUUCCCCGCCCUCCCGCUCCCCAUUGGCUGCGGCUCAUCAGGCCCCGCCCCCUCCCCGCCCUGCCGACCGCCCAUCGGCUCCGGCCCCGUCCCCUUCCCCGCCCUUCCAGCCUCCCACUGGCUGCGGCCCCUCCGGCCCCGCCCUCUACCCCCGCUCUGCCGGCCUCCCAUUGGCUCUGGCCCCGCCCUGGCGGACUCUCAUUGGCUGCGGCCACCGCCGCGUUCCCCGCCCUCCCGUUCCCCAUUGGCUCCCUCCCGCCCCGCCCUCUUCCCGCCCUGCCGGCCUCCCAUUGGCUGCGGCCCCCCGCCCCGUUCCCCGCCCUGCCGGCCUCCCAUCAGCCCUGGCCCCUCCGGCCCCGCCCUCUACCCCCGCCCUGCCGGCCUCCCAUUGGAUCUGGCCCCGCCCUGCCGGCCUCCCAUUGGCUGCGGCCGCCCCCCCUGCCCCCGGCCCGUCGGUCGGUCGGUCAGUCAGUCGGUAGGUGGGUCCGGCGCCAUGUCGGGCGCGCGGGAUGGGAAUGGGAACGGGAAUGAUCGGGAUGGGUCUGGGAAUGGGGCUGGGCGUUUCCCGUCGUUGCGGGCUCCGUCCCUGGAGCGGUACCUGUCCCGGCACCUGCCGGGGUUCCCGGCCCGGCCCGCCGCCCCCGCACCCCUCACCCACGACCAGUUCAGAUCAGGACAGUCAAAUCCAACUUUCUACCUGAAGAAGGGACCGAAAGCCUAUGUACUAAGAAAAAAGCCACAUGGCUCUCUCCUUCCUAAAGCACACAAGAUUGAUAGAGAAUUCCGUGUGCAGAAAACAUUAUUUUCAAGUGGAUUCCCAGUUCCUGAGCCCUUACUGUAUUGUAAUGAUGCUUCUGUGAUUGGAACGGAAUUUUACGUGAUGGAACAUGUAGAGGGUCGUAUCUUCCGUGAUUUCACAUUACCUGGCGUUACUCCAGCAGAACGAUCAGCUUUGUUUGUGGCUGCGGUAGAAACUCUGGCACGGUUACAUUCGCUGAAUGUACAGACGCUGGAUCUGGAAGGAUUUGGUAGAGGAGUAGGGUACUGCAAGAGACAGGUAUCAACGUGGACAGAGCAGUAUCGUGCAACUGCUCAUCAGGACGUUCCUGCUAUGAAUCAGCUGUCUGACUGGUUAAUGAGAAACUUGCCACCUUAUGACAACGAAGAACGUUUGAUUCAUGGAGACUUCAAACUAGAUAACAUAAUUUUUCAUCCAAAAGAGGCUCGUGUCGUGGCAGUUCUGGACUGGGAACUUUCAACCAUUGGCCAUCCUUUAGCGGACUUAGCAUACCUGUGCAUGUUCUACUUCUGGCCUAAGACAUUUCCAGUUUUAGAUGGAAAGAAUGUGCUUUCUUACGAAGAUAUUGUAGGAAUACCAUCAAUGGAAGAACUGAUUUCAAUUUAUUGCCGCUGUCGGGAUAUCAGCCCUACACUUCCCAACUGGAAUUUCUUUCUUGUCCUUUCAUAUUUUAAAUUGGCUGGAAUAGCACAGGGUGUGUAUGAUAGAUCUGUUCUUGGAAAUUCUUCAGCUGAAAAUAGUUAUCUGUUCGGCGGUGCCGUGAAACCCCUGGCAGAAGCUGGAUUACAACUCUCGAAAAAUGCUGCAGUACCACCGACCCACACUGCAGAAGAAUUGUUCCCACGGACUAAAAGAGGUAAAGCAGUUCUGAUGAAGGUGAAACAGUUCAUGAAAAACCACAUAUUACCAGCUGAAAAGGAGGUAAUGGAGUUCUACACCUGCAACGAAAAUUCUCUGGACAAGUGGGAACAUCCUGUUGUGAUUGAUAAGCUCAAGGAAUUGGCUAAAGCAGAGGGUCUCUGGAACCUCUUCUUGCCAGCCGUAAGUGGCCUCAGCCAAGUGGACUAUGCACUGAUUGCAGAAGAAACAGGAAAAUGUUUUUUUGCACCAGAUAUCUUCAACUGCCAAGCACCAGACACUGGAAACAUGGAGGUACUCCACUUGUAUGGAAGCGAGGAGCAAAAGAAACAAUGGCUUGAACCUCUUCUUCAAGGAACUAUUAGGUCCUGCUUCUGCAUGACUGAACCCGACGUUGGCUCAAGUGAUGCUUCCAACAUGGAAUGUAGCAUUGAACGAGAUGGGGAUGGCUACGUGAUUAACGGCAAGAAGUGGUGGAGCAGUGGGGCUGGAAAUCCAAAAUGCAAAGUAGCGAUUGUCAUGGGGAGAAAUAAAAAUUCUGCCUCAUCUAGACACCAACAGCACAGCAUGAUCCUUGUUCCUUUAAACACACCUGGAGUGAAACUGAUAAGACCAUUGUCAGUUUUUGGAUAUAUGGAUAAUAUUCAUGGAGGCCAUUUUGAGAUACAUUUCAACAGAGUGCGAGUCCCUGCCUCCAAUUUAAUACUAGGAGAAGGAAGGGGAUUUGAAAUUGCUCAGGGCAGACUGGGGCCAGGACGGAUUCACCACUGUAUGAGAUCAAUCGGCUUGGCUGAACGGGCUCUGCAGAUCGUGUGUGAGCGGGCUGCUCAAAGAGUAACUUUUCAGAAGAAACUGCAUGCUCACGAGGUUAUCGCGCACUGGAUUGCCGAAAGUCGCAUCGCAAUCGAAGAAGUGAGACUGUUGACCCUGAAAGCGGCCCACAGCAUAGACACCGUUGGCAGUGCUCGGGCAAAGAAAGAGAUUGCAGUGAUCAAAGUGGCCGCACCCCGAGCUGUUUGUAAAGUCCUUGACAAGGCGAUUCAAGUUUGUGGAGGAGCUGGACUUUCCCAGGAUUUCCCGUUAGCCAACAUGUAUGCCGUGGUGCGCUCUCUGCGCAUAGCCGAUGGUCCCGACGAAGUCCACCUCUCAGCAAUUGCAGCAAUGGAGCUGCGCGAUCAAGCCAAGCAGCUAGUUGCAAAAAUGUAGAGCAGAGUAGCUUAGGCAUUACCAUCUAACAGCCUAGGGCAAACUUAACAAUUACGGCGGAUGUUGAGCCUCUGGAUUUUUUUUUUCCUAAAGUGGUGGUAAUGUUGCAGGAGCUUGAGAUUCUCUAGAAUCAUGGACGUUUGUAAAAAUGAAAAGAUAAUCCAAAUUCAGCUUUUGAAUAUUAUGCCAACACGAAAAUAACUGAUUGCCAACACGGCUCUGGAUGUUUGGCGUAGAUUGUAAUGUGUUCGGAUAAAUGGUCCUUUGUAGUUCAAGGGCAAUUUAGAAGCUGUGAAUGGUCUACAGCAAGCAAAUGUCUCGAAUGAUCUGCUACCUGACAGAUUUAUAUUUUUCUUUCGUACUUCGUAAGCUCUUAAUUCCUACUGAUAGAUCCAAGAGUAAAUGCAAGUGGAAGGAAAUUGUAUUUACUUGGAUUUCAAGAUCAGGGCUAAGAAUAAGCAUAUAUGAUGGUUUUGACUGCCUUGAAAUUAUCAAAUUUUGUAAGAGAUUUUAAUGAAGGUCAGCAUGCAAUUUUAAACCUCCUAGAAGAGUUUAGCAAAUCGAGGGACAGAAUUGAUCAUAUUUUUCAUUACCACCUCCUUCAACAUAUAAUUUUAUCUGAUAGCAUAACUACUUUUUAGAUAUUUUCUAGCCUGUCGGGUCUACAAAUGACCCUGACUGGAGGGGAAGGAGUGGUGUAUGUAAAAAGUUCCAUUUUAACCAACUCUGUUUUCUCUGGAGGAGAUUCUUUAACAGUACAAUCAUACAGGAAGAUUAUUGUUCUCUGAGGGUUUGACAGGCGAAGAUAUCACUGUUGAAAUAGAAUGGAAAUGAUGGUUUCUGAAUAAAAUAAUUUUCAUUCAUUUUGUUUGA